Schistosoma mattheei is the source of this 1731-nucleotide messenger RNA. Lineage: Eukaryota; Metazoa; Platyhelminthes; Trematoda; Strigeidida; Schistosomatidae. The record is from the annotation of a GenBank genome assembly.
AUGCGAUUAUCGCGUAGCAAUUACUUCCUACGUCAAAAAUGCAUCAUUUUUCGUCAAAAGUGUAAAUUGACGGAAAACGGUCCCAUUCGUGUACGUUUCGCUCCAAGUCCUACAGGUUUAAUGCAUUUAGGCGGUUUACGUACUGCCUUAUUUAACAAGUUGUUUGCUGUGAAACAUUCGGGGAAAUUCAUACUACGUAUUGAAGAUACGGAUAAGUCCAGAGUUCAACCAUAUGCUAAGGACGAUAUUAUCGAGUCGCUUCACUGGUCUGGACUAACUCCUGACGAAAGUCCAACCACUGGUGGAAAUUAUGGUUCGUACAUUCAAUCGGAAAGAAGACCCCUGUAUUCAUCUAUUGCUCAAAAGUUAAUUGAUGAAGGAUUUGCUUAUCGAUGCUUCUGCUCUUCAGAACGACUAGCUAUCUUACGCAAGGAACAAAGUCGUCGUAGGGAACCUCACCGUUAUGAUAAUCGUUGCCGUAAUUUAUCUCAAAGGGAAAUCGACGAAAACUUAUCAGCUUCUCGGCCAUAUGUUAUUCGGUUCAAGAUUGAUAAUUCACCAAUAGAAGUAAAUGACAUCGUUUACGGAAGUUCUGUCUUCAAUUCACUCAAUUCUGAAGGAGAUUUUAUCAUUGUGAAAUCCGAUGGUAUGCCUGUUUACCAUUUGGCCAACGUAAUUGAUGAUCAUUAUAUGGAAAUCAGUCAUGUUAUUAGAGGAUUUGAAUGGUUUACUUCCACGCCUAAGCAUUUGAUGCUAUACAAAGCUUUAAAUUGGUCACCUCCACAGUUUGCACAUCUUCCUCUGUUACUUUCCAGUUCAGGUGGUAAACUGUCUAAACGUAGUCCAGAAUUCUCUCUUAUCGGUAGUGUUCACAGUUUGCGUAAGGCUGGUUAUAUGCCGUCUGCCGUAUUGAAUUGGUUGACAUCCACCGGAGGUGGUGUCUGUCAUGAUGAUUCUAACGAAAAGGGCGACUUUUCGAAUAAGUGGAGGCCUGAACUCGAAUUCUCUGAAUUAGUUUCUCGAUUCAACUUAAGUAAUAUCAAUCGUCAUAACGCUCAUUUAUCAACAGAUUUGUUAAAAAUAUGCGGCCAAUUUCAUUUUGAUAAAGCUGUAAACAAUGCAUUGGAUUAUUGUAUAAUGCAUCAAAAGCAAAGUAAUCAGACCACUUAUAAAACUCCACAAAUACUAGAAACAAUUAAAGAAUAUCUGCAGUCAAAUGUAGAAAACUUGUCUAUUGGUAAAAGUCAAUCUGCUCAAAAUGAUUUGCAUGUGUUGAAACGAUUGCAACUCUUGAAAUGUCGUGUUCACUGUUUGGAUGACUUAGUCGACCCCGAUAAUGGUUUCUUAUUUAUGUGGAAGUCUCCAGAUUUAGCUACUUGUGAAGGCGUUAUCAAUAAAAUUUCUAUGAAAAUACCUUUACAAGACAUACUCAGAUUGUUUGGAUGUUUUGUUGAAGAAAUGAAUUAUAUUCUUCAGAAAGAACAAGUGAAUGAUAGCACAGAUUUAAACUCUGAUGUGAUAACAACUUCCCUUCAGAGUGUCUGUGAACGUUCAGGAGUUGGACGUACGACUGUAUUGCACCUAAUCAGAUUAGGCCUUACAGGAUUCGAGGUGGGGCCUCCUGUGGUCGAACUUAUUCAAUUGUUGUCCAUACCAGAAGUGACUAAUCGGAUAAACAAUCUAAAUAAUUUUCUAAUACGAAACUGUUCCCAAUCUCAUGAAGCUUUGUAA